This is a messenger RNA of Rhodofomes roseus, 1986 nucleotides long. Its product is annotated as Bromodomain-containing protein. Lineage: Eukaryota; Fungi; Basidiomycota; Agaricomycetes; Polyporales; Fomitopsidaceae. The transcript is spliced from 6 exons. Gene Ontology annotation, cellular component: RSC-type complex. The record is from RefSeq and is a predicted model, not a curated record. Gene Ontology annotation, molecular function: protein binding. The coding region runs from base 1 to 1986 and encodes 661 amino acids. Gene Ontology annotation, biological process: chromatin remodeling.
AUGUCGAAGAGAGAGGCCAGCCAAAUCGCCGCGGCAGCGGGAGUCGAUAUCGACGCACCGCGCGCCAAACGACGCAAGGAGGCUCCUGCAGACUCGAAACCACUCGCCGGGACAAGCAACGCGGAUGGGGUCAAGAAGGAGGGCGAGUCGAGUGAACCGAAGCGGGACGGGCCAGAGGUGAUCAAGGAGAAGGGGCUGAGGUUGUGGACAACGGUGAAGGAUGCAGUGGACAAGGAUGGUCGGCCACUCUGUGUCGACUUCAUGCGUUUGCCAUCCAAACGGCAGUACCCCGACUACUAUGUCCAGAUCAAGAAGCCAAUUGCUCUCGACGAUAUCAAGGCCCAACUAGACGCACUCGCAUACGCUUCAUUCGAGGAUGCUAAGCAUGACCUGGAAACUUGCUUCCGGAAUGCGAAGAGGUACAACAUCAGAGAGAGCCAGAUCUUCCAGGACGCCAAGGUGUUACAUAAACUCGUCAAGAAAGAGUAUGCUAAGAUGACCGGGACCGCAGAAGAGGCCGCCGAGGAUGAAGGCGAUGAACGUACCGGGGACGGUGCAGCGCAUGAAGGGGGUUCUGACGAUGAAGGAGCAAAGAAGAAGAAACCGCCCAAUAUGAAUCGCUUGCUCAAGACGCGUUUGCAGAAGCUAGUGGAGAAGACUGACGACUCAGGACGUGUACUCUCAACCGAGUUCAUGGAACUGCCGAACAAGAAGCAAUGGCCAAUAUAUUACAAGAUGAUCAAGCGUCCCCAAUGUCUUGAGUCUAUCUUCAAACGUCUCAAACGGAAGGAGUACCACACGUCACAGGAGUUCGCUAACGAUGUUGAACUUGUAUUCUCCAACGCACUCGAAUUCAAUCAAGACCACACAGAGAUCUGGGAAGAUGCUGUGGUGCUUAGGGACUACUUCCGCCACCUAAUGUCAGACCUGCCGCCACCACACACCAUACCCGCCUAUACCAUUACAGAGUCUCACACCAAGAUCAAGCUUAAGGUCCCCGCUCAUCAUCCACCCGCUGCCUCUACACCCGCACAACCCUCGCCUGUCCCCGGUACGCUAAAGAUCCGUGCGCCGCACCCAAUUGCGAACGGUGCUGCCUCGCAGGCAUCCCCGCCAGGGGAACCUUCGAGAUCUCCGGCGGUCCCUGUAAAGCCAGUCCCAGCGUCCGCGUCCCCGCCGCUCCCACAGCCGGGGCAGGCGCCCUCACAUCCGAUCAUACCAGCUCCUAUCCCUGCGGUGGCUCAAUUGAAGGCGUCCGCAAGUGGCAGCAAUGUUGCGCCCAACGCCUAUCCACAGCCGGGCUACUCUCCGUACCCACAAUACACACUGCCAGCGUACCAGCAGUCCGGUACGCCGGCUCCAGCCCCGUCUGUGUCACCGGCGCAAGUUGCCGUACCCCCCACGACUACUGUGGCCGAGCUGCAGUCGCCGUUCGACGCUCAGAGACAUCGCACGCCCAAGUGCGUCACUUUGUUGACAAAACCGCUAGGCCGGCUGCUGCAGCUUGACUACACUGAUGGUGUGCGGACAUGGGCCGUCCGACUGUGCGGAGAGACGAGCGUCCAUGUUUCCGGGGUGCGUUUUCUGAAGCUGGAUCACGAAGACGAAGAGAGCAGCGACGACGAGGAGAAGCUGCAGAAGCCGGAAGAGGAAGAGGAGGAAGAGAAUGGAGAAGAGAAGGUGAAAGAGAAGGAAGAGGAGGAGCCGAAGCCAGAGAAGAGGAAGCGGGGCAGACCGCCGAAGAAAAAGAAGCAGCUGGUGGUCGAGGAGGCGAAGAUAGAGGAGUCGGCCAAGAAGAAGGGCAAGGCCCGCGCGAAGCAGCCUCCUGGGGAGACUCAGGUGAAGCUGAAUGGCGCAGUCGUCAAUGCUCUCGAUGACAACAAGAGCGAAUGGGACCUUGAGCUACCCAUCGGGCCGAAUUUAGUGGAGAUCGGGGAGAAGGGCGGUACACCGUGGAGGGUGUACCUCGACAGAAUGCCUGUCUGA